AUGGCUUCAAUGGAGCUCGCACUUGCAGCAUUACGUUCAGCGGAUCCUGGAGAAAAGCCUAAUAUUAGUUUGGUUGCAAGAACAUACGGCGUUAGCCAAUCGGGCCUUUAUAAACGUUUUCACGGCGUUACAGGCUCAAAAGAAGAGCAAUACGACAAGCAACGAAUACUCACCACCACGCAAUCAAGAGCGCUUAUAAAAUGGAUAAAUCAACUCACCGAGCGAGGCCUGCCCCCUACAAAUUCAAUGUUAGCGAACUUUGCAAGAGAAAUAUCUGGUAAAGAGCCUGGGAAAAACUGGGCUUCACGCUGGCUCAAGGCUCAUUCGGAUAAGCAAUAUAACCUCGGCCCAGAGCAAAUCUAUAAUAUGGAUGAGAAGGGCUUCAUGCUUGGAGUAAGCACAAAACGGAAAAGAAUCUUUACUCGGCGCAAAUAUGAGCAAGGGGGCUAUAAGCAGCAUCUUCAGGAUGGAAAUCGAGAAUGGAUUACAACAAUUGGUUGUAUCUGUGCCAAUGGAACUGCUUUAGCGCCUAGUCUUAUUUAUAUGGCAAAAUCGGGCUUUAUACAGGAUUCUUGGCUUCAAGAUUACGAUCCCCAAACACAGAGAUGCUUCUUUGCAGCCUCAGAGUCAGGGUGGACUAAUAAUGAUAUCGGAUAUCGCUGGUUGGUGGAUGUUUUUGAUAAAGAGACAAAAUCUCAAGCAAGCCGGGGAUGGCGCCUUCUUAUCCUCGAUGGGCAUGGAUCCCAUGUUACAAUGAAGUUUAUUGAAUACUGCGACUCGAAUCGAAUUCUAUUAGCAAUCUUUCCGGCUCAUGCAACACAUACUUUACAGCCUCUUGAUGUCGCUCUUUUCUCGCCUCUUUCUAACGCUUAUACGAAGCAAUUGGAUGAUUUUAUAAGGGAUAGCCAAGGCUUCACCCGGCUCACUAAACGUGACUUUUUUCGCCUUUUUUGGGCUAGCUGGAAUGAGGUUUUUAUAAGCAAGAAUAUCAAUUCAGCAUUCAGAACGACUGGUCUAUAUCCCUUUGAUCCGGAGAUUGUUAUCAACAAAUUCAACAAGAAAAUCACCAGCCGGCCAUUCUCAAGCGAAUCCGGAGCUUCAAUUAUUCCUCCAGAAGAUUGGAGACGGCUUGAGAAGCUUGUUAAAACUGUUGUUAACAAUAUUUAUGAUGAAAAGGCUGUACAGCUUCGAGAAACGGUGUCACAUCUUUCUACUCAGCUUAUCUUGCUUCAAAAUGAGAAUCAAGGCCUGAAAAAAGCUCUCAUAAAUGCAAAGAAGCCUAAAAACAAGAAACAGCCUUUAUUACUAGGUUUACCAUCAGAACAAGAUGGUGGAGCGCUUUUUAUGAGCCCUACUAAGGUUCAGCAAGCUCGUGAUAUUAUUUCUCAAAAAAAUGACGAAGCCGCGCAGAAGCAGGCUCAUAAAGAUGAUAAAAAGCUUCAACAACAGCUUAAAAAGCAAGCUAGAGAGGCUGAAAAGGUUAAAAGAGCUCAAAUCCGACAAGAAAAACGCGAGCAGCGUGAGCAAGAGGCUGCGGAAAAGCAACGGCUUAAGGACGAGCAAGAAUUGGCUAAGCUAGCUGAUUUACAGCUUCAAAAUGAUGUUAUAUCAACUCCAAAGGCUUCAAAAAGGCCUACAAAGCAAAUUUCUAGGCAAGCAAAGCCAAGAGUGCAACCUGAGGCUCAUGUGGAGGAUAAUGAGGUGGUUGUUACUACAAACCGUAGGGGCCGCGCGAUACGGCCCCCUGCACGUUUUCGCGAUUAACUUUUAUGCUUUUAGAUUCGCCAUAGCUUAUUUAGUGCUACACCAGAAAUUCACUAUAUUUAAUUA
Molecule: messenger RNA, 1830 nt
Organism: Talaromyces stipitatus ATCC 10500
Lineage: Eukaryota; Fungi; Ascomycota; Eurotiomycetes; Eurotiales; Trichocomaceae
Product: pogo transposable element, putative
Exons: 2
Coding region: 1-1764 (587 amino acids)
Cellular component (GO): nucleus
Molecular function (GO): DNA binding
Source: RefSeq, a predicted model, not a curated record